GCUUUAAUAUUUCCUUUCAAUUUUAUGUUAUCUAUUGCUUACCACUCCUCGUCAUGACGAGUAAUGUCUUGUUAAUAUUGUUGGUUUCUUACGAUUAUCUUAUUUUUAAAAAAAAAAAAAAAACCAGAGUCAGUGAGCUUAAGGUUGUUGAAUUAUUAGAUGAGCUUUGUGAUAAAAUGAAAGAUUACACUCUUGAGAAGGUAGACUCGAAAAGAUAUGAAUGGUUUAGAGUGGAUAGUUGGGACAAUAUUUCAAGUAAGAAUGGGAUUGGAACACCAAAAGAGUUUCUUAUCCUUGCUUUUCUAGGAUUUGGAAUUGCUCCCUUUUCUCUGUUGAGCUGGCCGACCCUGUUAGUUGUGAUGCUGAUGGUUGGUUCUAACUCAGCAUACAAGCAAGAAGCCAAGGCAUAUUCAAAAGAUUUAUCAUCUUAUUGUGAAAGGUUACUGGAGGAAACUGAAGAUGAGUUGGCAGAACUGAUAAAGAAAGGAUCCGUGAAAGUAGGAGGUUUGAGCAAGAUUCUAUGCCUGGAUUUGAGCAAGCACUGUAAGCAGUCAAGUGAUUCCCAUGAGGUGGAUGCUGACGAUGAUGAACCAGAUGGGGAACUAUGAGAAACUCCAAUAAUUUUUGGAAUCAAUCACCCGUGGGAAAGUUUUUCUCAAAAUCGACAGCCUUUUUACCAUGUUGAAUUAGUGUUCCCCAUGAUACUACUUUUUCAUUUUUGAUGGGACAACUGUGGACUUUUGGUAUCACAUAUUCUCGUCCAAAACCUGAAAAUUAAGCCAUUUUUUCGCCUGUUUCAUGUG
Populus euphratica (Euphrates poplar) is the source of this 803-nucleotide messenger RNA. RefSeq lists its product as uncharacterized. NCBI's taxonomy places the organism in Eukaryota, Viridiplantae, Streptophyta, Magnoliopsida, Malpighiales, Salicaceae. The transcript is spliced from 7 exons. Bases 54 to 608 code for a protein of 184 amino acids. The record is from RefSeq and is a predicted model, not a curated record.